Molecule: messenger RNA, 1103 nt
Organism: Esox lucius (northern pike)
Lineage: Eukaryota; Metazoa; Chordata; Actinopteri; Esociformes; Esocidae
Exons: 5
Coding region: 250-894 (214 amino acids)
Source: RefSeq, a predicted model, not a curated record
GUGUAAAGAACACUGGCAGUGAUUGGAAAAUAACAUGUGAAAGUAAAAGGACAAUGAGGAAACAUAUCUUAGAACAUAUCUUGGUAAAUGACUGGUAAAGAUGCAGCAGUUGUUGCCUUGCUAAGCGUGGGUCUGGCAUCAUACGACAACCAGGACAUUGUCUUAGACCAGUUAUACGGAACCUUUUAUGAGGACAUAUAUCGGACAAAGGACUAGAAAGGAAUCGGUGAAGACAUCUGGAAGACUGAUAUGUACAACUGCUUGUUUCUCACACUGUCACUGGCCGUCCUAUCCACUCUCCAAGGUAAUAAUGCAGAGGAAUGUGUGACUUCAGUCUUGGCAAAGAGACUUUCAGUUAAAGUACCAGAGGGGGGCAGUCUUUCUCUCUCCUGUAUUGUUCAACACUGUGGGAAUGGUGGCUGGACAGGGGGGUGGGGCCUGUCCACUGGGGGGCAGUUCCUUCUUGUUUGUCCCUCUCCAAGGCAUCAUCUCUCCAACUCCACAUUGACAACCAAUAGAACCCACCUGCACAUGGACAUCCUCAACGUCAACCAAUCAGAUUGUGGAAUGUACCAGUGCCAGAUCACCUGGUUUGAUGGGCAAAUCAGUGUUGGACAUAUGACAUCUGUGAACAUCACUGCUGUGUUUUUCUGUAGCCCCACAACCAGGCCCUCCGGAGAGGAAGUUGUACUACAGGGUGGCAGUGUAUUUCAGCGCCUGUCUGGUUAUUACCCUGGCUCUGGUUCUUGCGUGCAAUAUCAGGCCAAAGGUCCCAUCUCAGCACCGGCUACAGCCCCCACCAGUACCACCACGCUCCCAGAGUGUACGUAUGGCCCAACCCGCCAUGCCCCAGCCUGUACCAAAGACAGAGUUGGUCUAUGCAGCCAUUUCUAAGGACAGGCUUGGACAGCAGAAUCCUAAUCUUCAACGACAAACUGAGCCACCCAUAAUCUACUCCUCCCUCCGCUUCACCUGACACUGUUGAAUGUAGAAUGGACAGAGUAUGUCCAGUCAGGCUUUUACUGUGUGGCAACCUUAAUCAAACUAUUCUUUUAGCUCAACAAAAGCAAAUACAAUGCAGUAAAAAGGAAACACUUUCUGAA